This is a messenger RNA of Cladocopium goreaui, 2566 nucleotides long. Lineage: Eukaryota; Dinophyceae; Suessiales; Symbiodiniaceae. The record is from the annotation of a GenBank genome assembly.
GGACUCCUUCGUGAGUUUCUCCAAGCGCUUGGGAAACAACCAGGAUGUUAGGAGGCCGAUUGCUCACAUUGUAGGAGACUUGCCGCCGCCAGCUGAUGGUCCAAACCUACUGUCUUUGCGCGAGGUUCGGUCGCUGUUCAAUGCAGCAGGUGGUGCUCUACAGCACCUGCUGAAUCAACAGGAGGAAGGUCUUGCAAGCCCGGAGAAUAUGGAGAUGGAUGCCGCGCUUCUCCCCAAUUUUAUGGAGCAAUGGGCGAUGGAUCCUUCAACUCUACAGUCCUUCGGAGGACAUUGGGAGACUGGUGAGGUCAUUCCUGACCACCUCUUGCAGGCGAUGAAAGCCCAGGCCAAGCAUGGAGCAUUGGAUCUCUUCCAGAAAGUUUCCUGGGCUCAACUUGAUUUGGAACUUCACUCACAGGAUCUCAGUGAGGAUGGGAUCGAUGGGAUCUUGGAAGUGGCUCGCGCCCAACUGGCCAGUGAGGAGAUUGCCUCAGUGCUGCCAGAUUUCAACGAUGCUGUGGAAGAAGGCCUGUGCAAUUUCCAUGGGCCUUUCUCCACUGGCUUUGCUGCUGGUGAGUAUGUGAGGAUAUGGAAGGAGGUUUUGGUGGCUGAUCUGUUUGAGGCCUUCCAGAACCAGGAUGGCGAUGUCUCCACGGGGAAGCGGAUGCGGGAGCUUUUCUUAGCACCUGGCGCUGAUGUGUCGCCAACGGCUUUGGUUCGUGAGCUUCGUGGUCGUGGUCCCAAGGUGGGGCCCUUUCUGAAGCAGCUUGGGCUGAGCCGGUUAAAAGUCUUGCGCCUUGCCUCAGUGACCCACAUGAAGAUGUCCUGUCCGCAGAUGCUUGGCAAAGAACGCUGUGACUUGGUGAAGUGUUGCAGCCAGGCUCGAGCUCGAGGCCGGCUUCUCCAGCUUGCCAAAGUUGCUGAGGAGAAGAGGUCGCAGCAGACCUUUGCGGUGCUAUGUGUGGAUGAAGGAACUUGGCCACAGGAUGUGAUGAAAGUGGACGCAGGUUGUGCCUUAAAAUUGAUGUCCAGGUGUAAAGGAGUCACUCGAGCGUGCUUGAUGGCUGACUUGGAUGCAGAGGCCUUGCGAUCCAUCCGCGAAUGUUUUGAGAGGCUGCUGGCCGUUUCAGAGUCGAUCAUUGGGGUCACCGCAGAUUUGGGCAAUCUGUGGCUGAAGCAUCACUCAGCCAUCCGGGAAGUGAUCUCAGAGCGGCCCGUCUACUUGACGCCCAUCGUCCAGUUGCCCAUGAUCUCGGCUUCAUUCAAAAGUCGGGAGCAGACCCUGUUGGUGACAUGGGGUUCCCAAAAGGAGGUGGAGAUGUUGAAACCCACCUUUUGCUCGGGCUGCAACAUUGUGAUGGAUCUGGAUCGUCUUGAAAUCCUGGGUGUGGAUGUUUCCCAGGAUGCCCGCUGGGCACGAUAUUUGAACUUCGACACAAACACAGAUGAAGACAUGGCUCUGGGUUCAGGGUUGCUUCAGAUGGUCAAAGACCGCAUCUCGGAAGUCAACGUGCAGGGCAAGAAGGACAUGUUGAUCAAGAGCCUUAUUGUGACGACCCGGUUGAGCAUGUUCAGCAACCUCCUGCGUGAAGGGACAGGUCUCCCUGUGUUCAAUGAGCUCACGAUGUUGAACUUGUUUUCAUCUGCGUCAUCUUUGAGCCACUUCAACGAUGCCAAAGUUCUGUGUCGCUUGAGUGACAAACUUGCGCGAUCUCCAGCAAAGAGCCCCGGGGUGUCACCAGGAGGCUGCAAGUUGGGACUCUUGCAACUGGAAUACGAAUAUCCCCCAGCAUUUGGAGAUGUGGAUCACCCAGGCACCUUUGGCUUCAAAACUUGCCCGCGCAUUGUGAAGGGCUUGACUUUCGAGAAGGCUCAAGAAGGAUCCUUUGACCAAAACAUUCUGGAAGAGAUGAGUUGUGAGAUCAAGAAGUUGGAAGAGGAGGGUGUGGUUGGCAUUACCGGUAACUGUGGCUUCAUGAUGUAUUAUCAAUGUUUUGCUCGUCACAUCGCCAAAGUUCCAGUUUUCAUGAGUGCCUUGAUCCAGGCAGCAACUAUGGCAGCAGCCAUGGAACCAGCAGAGAGGGUGUUGAUCCUCACGGCGAAUGCAGCCACGUUACAACCGGGAAAGGACAAGCUGCUGUUAGAAAGCGGCAUUCAGGUGACCAACUCCGAGAAAUUUCUCAUUCGAGGCUGUGAGCAGCUAGCAGGCUUUGAUGCUGUUGCCAAUGCAGAGAGGGUCGAUACGAUCCGAGUGCAAAAUGCCAUCAGCAACUAUGUCUUGGAAAUUCUGAAGGAAGAGAAUUCACGUCAGGACUAUGGUGCGAUCAAGAUGGUGUUGUUGGAGUGUACAGAGCUUCCACACUAUGCAGAUGAACUGAGAAAGAUCACAUCUUUACCAGUCUUUGAUGCCGUGACGUGUGUGAACUACUUCUUUCAUGCCACAGCAACUCAGAAUUGGAACAACAAAACCUUUUCCCCGCACAAUCCGUCCUUUUGGGCGUCCAACUUUGAUGCAGAGGGCCAUCCCAAAGACAGCAAACGCUGUGCAGCAAACUGCGACAGCUGA